Messenger RNA from Medicago truncatula (barrel medic), 2909 nucleotides. RefSeq names its product pentatricopeptide repeat-containing protein At1g69290. The record is from RefSeq and is a predicted model, not a curated record. The coding region runs from base 27 to 2009 and encodes 660 amino acids. Gene Ontology annotation, molecular function: protein binding. NCBI's taxonomy places the organism in Eukaryota, Viridiplantae, Streptophyta, Magnoliopsida, Fabales, Fabaceae. The transcript has 4 exons.
AUCGAAAUGGUCGAAUGAAAUGAAUAAUGGCGAAAAAACUUAUGAAGUUGAAUGUUGUUCCAAAUAGAACAAGAUCAUUCUCAUCCGAAACUCCAUCUCUUUACUCAUUCCUUCAACCUUCUUUAUUCAAAUUUAAUCUCCAUAAUGAUAAUGAUAAUGAUAAUCUCCCAACUUCACCACCCCAAUCACUCUCCCUUACACAUCAACAACUCACCACUCUUCAAACAACUCUCCACAAAUCCCUUAUCACUUCUCAAACUGACGAAGCUUGGAAAUCUUUCAAAACCCUAACAACUCAUCAUUCCUUCCCACCCAAACCCCUCACUAAUUCCCUUCUCACCCACUUAUCCUCUCUUCCUGACAACAUUCUCAAUCUCAAAAGAGCUUUCGCUUCAACCCUCUUUCUCAUUCAAAAACACCCCAACCUCCUCGAAUUCAAUACAAUUCAUGCCAUCCUUCUUUCCAUUAAAUCUGCCAACACUGCUCCCCCUGCUUUUUCACUUGUCAGAUCAAUGUUCAAAUAUCGUUUUUUCAUUCCUUUUCAUUUGUGGGGCGGCGUGCUCGUUGAUAUUGCUAGAAACAAUGACAACCUUGCUGCCUUUUUACCUCUUUUUGAAGAAAACUGCAGGGUUGCUUUCGAUGAGAAACUGGAGUUUAUGAUACCUGAUGUUGCUUCUUGUAAUGCUGCUCUUGAAGCCUGCUGUUUUUGCCUUCAAUCGGUAACUGAUGCUAACAGAGUUGUUGAAAUUAUGUCCAAGCUCGGUGUUAAGCCUGAUGUGUUUAGUUUUGGAUUUCUUGCUUAUUUAUAUGCACUUAAAGGGUUACAAGAUAAGAUAGAUGAGUUAAAAGUUUUGAUGGUUGGUUUUGGCUACUCCAAAAACAAUAAAUGUUUUUAUUCUAAUUUGAUUAGUGGCUAUGUUAAGUCUGCUAAUUUAGUUUCUGUAGAGUCGACAAUUCUUAGCAGUUUGAAUGAUAGAGAUGAUGAGGGGGAAGUUUGGAGUUUUGAUAGAGACACUUUUUGUUUAGUAGUUAAGGAAUAUCUUCAUAAGGGAAAUAUUAAGGGUUUAGCUAAUUUGAUUAUCGAAGCUCAAAAAUUAGAGUCUUCGAAUAUCAAAGUUGACGAGUCUAUAGGUUUUGGUAUUGUUAAUGCUUGUGUUAGUAUUGGAUUAUCAGACAAAGCGCAUAGUAUUCUUGAUGAGAUGAAUGCUUUGGGAGGCUCUGUGGGUCUUGGGGUCUAUGUGCCGAUCUUGAAGGCUUACUGCAAAGAGAAUCGAACUGCGGAGGCUAGUCUAUUGGUGACCGAGAUUAGUAGUUCAGGUCUAAAGUUGGACGUGGAAACCUAUGAUGCUCUGAUAGAAACAUCCAUGUCCGGUCAAGACUUUCAGUCGGUCUUUUCUCUGUUUAGGGACAUGAGAGGGGCGAGGGUUCUUGAUUUGAAAGGGAGUUACUUGACUAUAAUGACAGGUUUGAUGGAGAAUCAUCGACCUGAAUUGAUGGCAGCUUUCUUAGAUGAGGUGGUUGAGGAUCCUCGUAUUGAAGUGGGUACUCAUGAUUGGAAUUCUAUAAUCCACGCUUUUUGUAAAGCCGGGAGGCUAGAAGAUGCAAGGAGAACUUUUAGAAGGAUGACAUUCCUGCAAUUUGAGCCGAAUGACCAAACAUACUUGUCCCUGAUUAACGGAUAUGUUUCGGCAGAAAAAUAUUUUGAUGUAAUGAUGUUGUGGAACGAGGUUAAGAGAAAGUUAGCGGGGGAUGGGCCAAAGGGGAUCAAAUUUGACCAGAAUCUGGUUGAUGCAUUCCUGUAUGCUAUGGUCAAGGGAGGUUUCUUUGAUGCUGUGAUGCAAGUUGUGGAGAAAUCUAAAGAGAUGAAAAUAUUUGUUGAUAAGUGGAGAUACAAGCAAGCGUUCAUGGAGACACAUAAAAAGCUCAAAGUGGCCAGGUUAAGGAAAAAGAAUGUCAGAAAAAUGGAAGCUCUUAUUGCUUUCAAGAAUUGGGCUGGCUUAAAUGCGUGAACUGUAUGCACUGGUGAGGGACCUCUUAUCUCACAGACUAAACAACCACUUCAGGAUAAAACAUGAAUUUCUCUCUCUUGCCGAUGCUUUUGAAUCCGCAGCUGUUGGUCUUACCCGUCUAGGUGGUAGUAAAAUGACAGUUGAAGAAGGAUUCAUUUCAAAAUCAAAGUUCUUUCGAGACACAUGUUUGCAUUUCACAAAUUCAGAGCACUUCAACUUUUUACAUACUCUGAUAACAACAGAAGUUUUGUCCUGGCGGAAGUCCAAGAAUAUGCUUCUUAGACUUCUGAGCAGAGUUUGCUUCAGCUAAGUUGUUGGUUUGGUCAAGCUCUUGGGGUUGAGUGCAUUCAUAAAUUUGAAAACAUUCCACUGUCCGAAUCGAAUACCCUGCAAUGUCAAGAUUUGGGUUUGUUCACCACAAGAAUACAGCCAUACAGCUUCAAACGUGUUGGUGGAUGAAGCACUUUCCUGUCACUGCAGUAAUCCAUGAUACUCUGUUUUUUUACUGUUAAUGGAGGCACAGCAUGAGCUAUUCAAAAUGAUAAGCUCCCUGAUUGAUGAUGCUUGAUUUGCAAGAUAUCAGACUGCCUUCUAAGUUGCAUCAAAUCCAGUAUUCUGCAAGACGACUAAAGCAACAUCUUGAGUUAGGAUGUCCUUUUGUGAGAAGAUAUCUUCAAAAAGUCGUUGAUAUGCGAAGUACUGUUAGAAUUAUUGUAUGUAUGUAUAUUCAAUUGCGUCUAGUUGAGAUACGUCUGUUCAACUCCUCCCAUAAAAAAUUAAGUGGGAAGGAAAAUAAUGUUUAUAAGAUACUUUGGUGAGACUAGUCAUUCUACUCGAAAUAAUUUCUGACUUUGUGGAUACAAUAAUAAAUAUAGGCUCAUCCUCAUUUCUUUUAUCUUA